Molecule: messenger RNA, 1581 nt
Organism: Talaromyces rugulosus
Lineage: Eukaryota; Fungi; Ascomycota; Eurotiomycetes; Eurotiales; Trichocomaceae
Exons: 7
Coding region: 1-1581 (526 amino acids)
Biological process (GO): metal ion transport; transmembrane transport
Cellular component (GO): membrane
Molecular function (GO): metal ion transmembrane transporter activity
Source: RefSeq, a predicted model, not a curated record
AUGCCCAAUCUCGGCGAACAGCAGCAGCAAGCCAUCUCGCAAAACACCUCGUACCGCUACCUGAGCAAGUCGCGUCUCCAGGAACUGCUCGAGCGACUGUUCCCCGGACAAACUGAAUUCAAUAUACAGAUGCGAGACGACCAAUGGUGUUUUAGCGCACCCAGAAAGGUAGAAGAUGUAAGCACUUGGGCCCAACAACUGGCAUUUCGUGUUUCCAUGACUAACGGCGAGGCUAUCACAGAGCGACAUCGAUGCGCGAUCCCUAAGCAGCAACUGCAGCAGAAAAGAGUUUUGCUAACGGAGCCUCUUCACCUCAUCGAGGUCGACCAGCAGCAGCCAGCGAGAUGUUCUGCGCACUUGCAGCUCUCAACUGCUCAAGAACUCGCCGCGCAUUUUGAUCAGAACCGUGACUAUUCAUGUCGCUUGAUAUCCAUCUGCCAGCGCAAUUCAUGGCAGCCACUACAAACUAGUAGGUCGAUGCUGGAUUUGAUCGUCGCCAAAAACAGUAUCAGCUCGCAGUUCUGGGACUUACCAUCGUGCUUCUAUCGCCGCAACCUUGAAGUCGAGGAGGUCUUUUGCGUUCCCUACUCAGAGACAAGGGAAGGUCCCAUCACAGAGAUAUCAUACACUUUGAAAUAUCCAGAAUACAAACCACGCACAAAUGAAUGGGUGAUUCGGCAGACCGGAAUUCACCACCGCUUCAAUUCGACAACGGGCCAGAGCGUGUACGUGCUGUUCAACCCGGUGCCUUCAUCCAAAGUACACCUCGCAGCGCAGGAACGGCUUCGAGAUAACAGCCAGGAAACCAAAACGGAACCUUUCUGGCUUCACAGAAUCUUAUUCGCAACGUACUUCCCAGCAUGGAGGCAAUACAUUGCAGCGCUGGAGCGUGAAUUUCUACCCAUAGCCAACGGUGUCAAUGUAGCAUACAUCGACGAACCGCUCCGAGUUGGAUUUGAAAAUCUAAGCACGACAAUGAGCCUCCAAAAACGAUUUCUCCAGAUAUCUACCCUACUGGCCCCAGCUGCCGACGUUCUCGACGCAAUGGAUAUACUGCUCAAGUCAAUUUCACAAACAAUAGCAACCCAUCCCGGCACUCAGAAAUUCAAAAAUUACAAUCGGCAAUGUAUCGCAUAUUCCCGAAUGGCAACAAAUCUGCAACAUCGUUCUCAAAUGACUGCCCAACUUUUGACCGAUACGCUGUCAUUCCGUGACCAGGUGGUUGCGAAACAGCAAAACGAGAACAUGCUCCAGCUGAACAAGUCAGCUGUCUUUGUGACAUUUCUGACUCUAUUCUAUUUGCCUGCGUCCUUUCUAACCUCUUUCUUCGGCAUGAACUUCUUUGAUUUAGACCAAGAUGCCAAACGCAUAGUCGGCACCCCUAUGAUCUGGAUAUUUAUAAUCUCUACGAUCUUUUUAACAGCUAUUACCGUCUUCAUCUACUACUGGCGAGUACAGCGAGAAGCCAAGCGCAGGGUUAUCCCACGGAUACAAAUCGACUGGAAUUGGAAAACAAUGACCCGGGGACUGGAAAUGAGAAAAUUGAAUCUGGAUAUGAGCCAAAAAGAUUCACAGGCUUGA